AUUUACUUGGCCUUGAGUAUUGUUCGGUUAUCCAUAAUUGGCUUUGAAUUCUUGGUCGAUUGCUUCGAAGGAGACUAGCCUUUUUGCAAUAUGUCUGAGAGUGGCGACACGGCUGUCAAAACCGGAAAAUCCAGAAGAAAAAAGGGUAAAGGAAAGAAGACAACUGCUGAUGACCAGACCGAACCGGCUGGUGAAGUUUUUGGCGCUGAAGGUCAUCCAUCAUCAUCGGCUCUCACUUCACCAAGUGUCCAAUCCGAGCCACCCCCUGUCUCUCCUCGUGAUCAACCUCCAGUCGAAGUCUCUCCGACGAUAUCAGAACAGCUUAGUGAACUUACCAUAUCGAGCACUGGCGACAGUCCUGCGAAAACCGGAAGAUCCAGAAGAAAAAAGGGUAAAGGAAAGACUACAACUGCUGAUGACCAAACCGAACCGGCUGGUGAAGUUUUUGGCGCUGAAGGUCAUCCAUCAUCAUCGGCUCUCACUUCACCAAGUGUCCAAUCCGAACGCAGUGUCCCCACGACUGGAGAGUCGCCCAGCGUAUCGCAAGUGUCUUCACCCGCAUCCGCCUCGUCCAAAGGCGUUGCCAGGCAACGCAAAAGAGAUCGACCAGCCAACGUGCAGGUUGAGAGCAUUAGAGCGUUGGCUCGAACAAUUCACAUUCCUUCUCGACCAGACGGCGGUGGAACAAUGGGCCAGCCUGUUCAGCUCACAGUGAAUUGUUACGACCUCCGCGUGGUACCAAAGGUAUCGCACGUUUAUCAUUUGGAAGUGAAGUCGGUACAUCGACUGGGCACUGAUGGAAAGAGGGAACUCCGCAUGCCACCAAAUGAAAAACGAAACUUGCUGGUGAACGUCAUUGCAAAAUUGCCACGGGACACAAUCUACGAUAGCGGACAUACAGUGUACUCCGUUUCGGAGAUCCCGGGAGUCACAACUGCAGACUCCAACCUUGAAAUGACUAUCAAGGAUCCGUUAAACUCCGGCGAGCUUUUACUAUGCUACCGCAUUUGUAAGGUACAGCUCGUUAGCACCGGGGACUUACAUGAAUACAUAGGGAAUCCUUAUGCGUCCUCUAUUAACAUGCCCCAGGAUAGCAUUCGAUUGCUUGAUUGUGUUUUCAAAACCGCGCUCAAAGGAUCCUUUGAAACCGUAGGGCGAGCUUCUUUGUUUGAUAAGAGCCCUGCAAAAAUACUUCCCGAAAGCCUCCUUUCCAUCCAUCGCGGUUUUUUGCUGAGCGCAAGACCGCAGUGGCAAAUUCGGUUUAACAUCGACAUGACAUGCAAAGCCUUUCUAACUGCGGGAAACAUGGCUGACGUACUUUUCGAAAAGUACGGUGACAACAUGUCCCAGUGUGUAGAGCAGAUGGAGCGUGAUGUCAAACGAAUCCGAGUCGAAACUGCGCCGAUAUACAAGGAAAAAACAGGUCACGCCCGAAGAUUUACAGUCUUCGAAUUGUCUAGGACACCUGCGUCGCAACUCAUGAUUCCCGAUUUGAAUCAGACUGUGGCGGAUUACUUUUCUGAAAAGUACAGCAUCGUACUACAGUAUCCUGAACUUCCAUGCGUGAAGGUGAACAACAACCGUGAUGUGUUUUUCCCGAUGGAGUUGUUGCACAUUCUACCUUUCCAGGCGCCGAAUUCUAGCAAAGCGGAAGUUGCCGCAGCUGUCAUCCGCCUUUCUGCGGUACAGCCGCGUGACCGAUUCAAGGAAAUACAGCAGUUUGUCAACGCAGUGGUCCGAAAGAAGCAUCCUGUACUGACCACAUACGGCGUUGAGGUCAUUCCAGCCCCGGUACAGGUGCCUGGGCGGGUUUUGCCCACACCGACGGCCAACUUUGGCCGCGAAAACGUCCAGCUAAAGCGUGGCUGUUGGGAAGUCCCAUCGUACUAUCUCCCUACGCCUGGUAAGCAGGCUACUCGAUGUGCAGUAAUCUCCGUUCCUCCGCAUCGUGUACCCGUCACCAUCGUUUGCUCCCUAGACCAGCUGACAUCGUUGAUGCGCACGCGACUGUUCGAACCAAUCGGCUUUUCUUUUGUCUGGAAUCAGGUUGCGCUUCGUUAAUCCUUGGCCGAACCAAUUCUGGUCCGUCUGUGGCUCGUGCAGUCGUGGUCAUUUCGCGUCGUCCUUGAUUUGCUGGCCUCUACUCUGCCUACUCACCCAAACGACCACUUGUCGUAGACCCUGUGUCGGGGGCCUUAUUCUGGUCAUCGCGUUGGCCACAAUUCGUGGGGCAGCACUCGAUCGCAACUUUUCACCGAGCUUCGGACGCGUUAAUCCACAUCCACUUUUGGCACAUGAUCCCCUGGGGGUUUGCCCAGCUAAAUACAUUACUGAGAUUUCCGCGGUUGAUAACUAGUGAUUGGCAAAUGAGACAGCCUAACCUGAAAUGUAAUUUCGAAGUGAUCAACCAACUGAACUCACCCACCAUACGUACCUUUUUCUGAAUUUGUAUAUGAAAACCUGCACAACACACUACUGUCACUAGCGCAUUUACCAUGCAACAGCGUUCAAAUGUUUGUUUCUCACCUGGUACGAGGGUAUUUAAGCUCGCUGAUUCAACCAAUAUUUUACCGUUUAACCCACCUAGCUUUGUUUACAUUUCUAGUGUCCAUCCAUUCGUUCAUUUAC
Messenger RNA from Dicrocoelium dendriticum, 2628 nucleotides. NCBI's taxonomy places the organism in Eukaryota, Metazoa, Platyhelminthes, Trematoda, Plagiorchiida, Dicrocoeliidae. The record is from the annotation of a GenBank genome assembly.